UAUCUAUUGAUCACGUCGGCAAAGCUGCAGCAGGUCGAUUUCGAUUUCAGUAUCAUUUAUGUACGACUAGCCUAAAACCAAAAGUACAAAGUAGUUCAAUCAAUUUUCCGCAUCCAUACUUUUCUCAAUUAUAUUAAGCAUCUGAUCUCCACCAUUCAAAAUGAAGAAAUCUCCCACCAAAAGCGACUAUAUCCCUCCGUCCGAGCGGGAGUCGCUUCGAGACGUCGUCCCUACCCCUCAAGACGAUCCGAAAACGUCUUUGGUGGCAAUCGAUUACGAGCCUCUGUUCGCAGAGAUUCAUAGCUAUUUUCGAACCUUCUAUCUCAACGAAGAAUACUCCGAACGCGCUUUCGAUCUGACAACGGAGGUUAUCGAGUGCAAUCCGGCGAAUUACACUGCCUGGUGGUUCCGAAGGAAGUGCUUGCAGGAAGCUUUUCUUAUGGAAGGCUCGUCUAGAGACUCCGCAAGUACCAUGAAGAAUUAAGGGUAGGUUAAUGGUGCUUUUCUUACCGCUUUUUAUGCCUCUCCUAAGGGAGAAAGGCAUAACAAGCGGGGUAAGCGAGCAGCAAAAACCUACCUCUAAAAGAGGUGCUCCAUACAUCGUGAUAUCGAUCAUUUCGCUUAGCUGUUCUUCACUUGGUCUCGACCGCAGUUUUGUUGAUUACCAUCAUUCUUGCUCCUGAUUAUUUUGUCGUUACUUAUAAGAAACGACGAAUUUUUACCUUAUAAGGUCUAAUCUCCCCAACCGCAAGUACCACGAAGAAGUCCUGCAGGAAGAGCUCGAUGGUUUCUGCAAAGAGUGGCUAGCGCGGAGUAGUAAGAACUACCAAGUCUGGUACCACAGGAAGUGGCUGAUUGAACAGCUGAAUGUCUUGCCGAGAGGAGAGCUCCAAUUGAUGAGCGAUUUACUAGCCGACGACGACCAUAAAAUCUACAAUGUGUGGAGUCAUAGGCUGUUUCUGGUGAAAACCUUUUGCAGCAAAAGCAAGGAGAAGCUGGUAGGGGAAUUGGGGUACACAACGGAGAUGCUGAGAAGAGACGUCUACAACAAUUCAGCGUGGAAUCACAGAUACACGAUACAAGGGAUGGUACUGCUUUUUUCUAGGUUUAAGAUGUUAAGAUGUUGAUGACUGAUUCUGAUUUUUUCUAGGUUUAAGAUUGAUGUUGAUCGUCCACAAUGUGCUGGAUGUGCUUCUUCACUAAAAUAGUAUCUUCGUCAUCAUCUACCUUGAUAGCUUGAUGUCCUCGUAGUCAAGAAGCUUCUAAGUUUUCCUGAUCAACAACACAAUGAAUGGAUGCAUCAAUUCAAAGAUAUAAUAUUUCUCUAUAAUCCCACAUAUUUCACCACAGCUCCGUCAACUCCUUGGCAUCGAUCUUCAAAGCCAAGAGCGCAAAGCUUUAGACACAGCCGAAGAACAUGCCAUCAUAGAGCUUCUCUUCGUCAAAGAUCGGUUACUCGAAGCCGACGACAACGAAGCUGCUUGGAACUACCUUCUAUUACGGCUGUACCUAAUACAUCUUUGGACAUCACAUCCUUGAUGAAAUGUAUGGACGAGGAGUAUCCACGACCUAAGGGAAUAAUACUCCCCCAUAGUACUUUUCAAGGAUGCAGCACUUGAAAGAUGAUAAUUACGGAGGACAGCUCUAAUUCUAGCCCUUACCGAAGUGGAUUAUAAGUGGUUGCUAGAGCCGUUCUAUGAUGGAGGAGCCGAGACGUCAGCUAAAAGUAGGGACCCAGUAGUCGGAAAGUUCUUGGCCAAGGAUAUAGUCGACUGCUUCCGCCAGAAGGACAAGGAGAACAAGCAUGCAAUCAAAUUCGAAGCGUUUUUGUACGUGACGCUGAGCAGAGUAGCAAAAGCACGAAAACAAGAACUAGAAUCGAGGUUGACGAAAGGGUUAGCUAGGGCGUCGGAGCAUUUUGAAGAAUUGCGGAAAGCGGAUCCGAUAAGACAAAACUUCUGGAUGUGGAAGAAGGAUUAUCUGAAAAAAGAAUUCGGGCAAGACAUGGCGGUGGCUGGGAGCUAAUGUGGAGAUUUUGAGACUUUGACUUGUCACAAUGACUUGUCAGUCUUUCCCUUCUCGGCACCAAGAUGAAAGACAAGGCAUAUUCAUUAGCCAAUUCCCUGGCGUCCCAUUUCCAUUUGUAGGGGUAGUUUUUU
Molecule: messenger RNA, 2159 nt
Organism: Amoebophrya sp. A25
Lineage: Eukaryota; Dinophyceae; Syndiniales; Amoebophryaceae
Source: the annotation of a GenBank genome assembly